AUGGCAAUUUAUUAUUUAAUUGAAACAAAUUUGUAAAUGAUGAAUUAAGAAUGUGAUACUAAAAUUAAAUAAAAUACCAUAAAGAGUGCUUUAAAAAAGGAACUAUUUAGUGAAGAAUAAAGUAUUUUAUUUACUGAACUAUAAAGUGUUUCGGCGCUAUGAUAGAAAAGGUAGAUAAAUUGUUUUUGGCUCUAAAUAUGAAGUUACAAUAGAUGAACAUGUUCAAUUUUUAUAGGUGAUUGCUCCAGUUUGUACUCCAAGGGAAAGAACAAAGUCUCCUCUUGGAAUACAAUAAAGUGUUAAAUCACCAAAGAGCAAGUCUCCCCUCAUGGAAAAAGCUGAAUUUGCUACUCCUAUUUCAAAUUGUCAUAAGAAAUUGGAAUUUACAAAAAAUGAAGAAGAAUCUUUGAAAAUAUUAGAAAUAAAAUAUCAAAAAUAAAAAAAGCUUAACAAAUAAUCAAAAUAAUGCUGUAUUAUAUGGUGA
This is a messenger RNA of Paramecium sonneborni, 484 nucleotides long. The record is from the annotation of a GenBank genome assembly. Lineage: Eukaryota; Ciliophora; Oligohymenophorea; Peniculida; Parameciidae.